UGCUGAUGAUUCAGAAUGUAUAUCUAUGAUUGCUUCCAGAUGAUCUGUUUAUUGAGCAUUCAUACUGAUUUGAUUUUGGGGAGGUUAGACAACGUUGCAUCAAGCAAAUGUUACCCCACACUUUGCAUUUUCCCAUCAAUGUCCUUACUUCAUGAAGCCUGAUUAGGGGAGGGGGAAGGGGAUCUUUGCACAAGAGCUUCAACUUUAAUUGCUCAACCUCAGUUUGCCAAAAUGUGACUGAAUCUUUUCCACUACAAAAUAGUGACUGUCUGGAAGCAUCCAGUGUGCUUGUUAAAUUCACCAAGGGGAAAGAAAAAAGGUAAACCGGGGCUCUAUUAGAAAGGAAGACUAGCAAGAACCUGGAGCACAAUGCUGUAUUUUGCAGCUAUACAUAGAUUAAAAGAAACAAGUGUGAACUUCAAAAUUAGAGAAGGAAUAAGAAAGAAACCACUUGCAGCUGACAAGAUGAGAACACCCACCACGCUACCAUGACCUACACAACAAGGGGACUGGGAAAAAGUUAAUGAACCAAAAGCAAGAACAAUAGGCAUAGCACUGUCAAGGAAUUAUCAGCAAACGCAUGAACCAGCAAGUUCCACAUUUUCUUGGGGGACAUGAAAGUUAAACCAGUUUGACAUUAGUUCACAUUUCUGGUGAAGAAGUGUAUCUGACUCUGUUCAUUUGUUGUAAAGUUCAGAAAACAUGUUUUUCUCAUGCUUGAAGGAUUUGUUGCCUUAUUGCCUGCAGUUUCGUUGCUGUGAAAGAGCUGGCCUUUGAAGACAUUGUGAAGCGUACAAGCUGUUGUUGGGUACAUAGGCAGAUAAACAUUGUAAAUGCUAGGUUUUUUUAUUGUGCAGUAAUUGCAUUUGGGAAACUCUUGUUUUUGAACACAUAACAAUGUAGGUGCAGGUUUUAAAUGCACUGAAGAGGCCUUUGAUCACUUGCUAGCAUUCUCCACAACAAAAUAUUUAUUCUCUGAAGCGUAAAUGGGUAUGCUUUUGCAAGAUGCUCUAUUACCAUUAUGUAAAAGGAAGAGAGAGCAGCUUUCAAAGUCUUACUGGUGUUCAGUGGUGAACAGUAGAGAAAAAUGAAGCACAUUUGUUUCCUUCGCUAAGAAUUAUGAUGCUGUUUAAAAUAGUUUUUGAUUGCAUGAGGUUCCAGCCUUCAGAUGUAAAUAUAUAAGAUGACCUGCUAUGACAAGAAGCUGAGGCAGACAGGGCCCGAACAGCUGAAUGACCUCAUAGUGGUACCGCUGCAUUCCAGAGUGAAUGGCUGGUCUUUACCACUCCACUCAUUCCAGUUAAUCACCUUAUUGCUUUAUUCAUACUUGGCUAUUGUUGGCUUUGGGAUCUACAUACCGCUUCUCCCAAAUGAAUGGAAAUUUGUUGCCUACGCUAUGACUGGCCUAAUUUUUGUGCAUCAUUUAAUCACUCAUCUUGUUGCAAUCACUAUUGAUCCAGCAGAUCAAAAUAUAUUGGCUAAGAAAAAUUACAGCAAACCAAUGCCAAGUUUUGACCGAAGCAAAUGCAAGCAUGUUAUUCAGAACCAGCACUGCUAUCUUUGUGAAGCUGAUGUGGGGCCAAAAACCAAACACUGUAGUACCUGCAAUAAAUGUAUUGCAGACUUUGACCAUCACUGUAAUUGGCUUAAUAAUUGUGUUGGAAGCAGAAACUAUUGGUUUUUCUUCAAUGCAAUUGCUUCUGCUGCUGUCGGGAUCCUCCUCCUGCUAGUGGUGAUGAUAUAUGUCUUCAUCCAAUAUUUGGUGAACCCAACACAACUCCGCACAUCUCCUCAGUUUGAAAGUGUCAGUGGAAAUGGCACUUGGCUGGCAUUUCUUCCUAUUGCUCCAGUAGAGACAACAGCAGCUGGAAUCCUGACUGUAGCAACGUUAACUAUGGUUUUGGGAUCUGCUUCUUUCUUGGUACUUGCACAUUUGUUGUUCUUUCAUCUUUACCUCUUGAGUAAGAAGAUGAACACAUAUGAGUACAUGACUCGACAUCGACCCAAACAGUGUACUAUAUCUCGGGAAAUGAGCAUAGAGGCAACAUCAGAUGCAACUCACACAAUGGAACCUUUACAGGAUUUAUCUGAAGUAAGAAAACCAAAUGAAGCCGCAUCCUCCACUAGAUCAGGAAUGGUUGUCAACUAACUGCAGUUAAUCAGGAUCGGGAACAGCUGACUUCCUCAGAGAUGGCCUAUGUAGCAUUUCCAGAAUCCUGCAUUUCAUCAACACAAAAUGACCAUUGGAUGCACCUGACAGAUGGACAGAUGGAAAGCCAGUUGCUGCUCUCAGCUGAGUCUAAACUGGACAAAAUUUAAGACUUUCUCUUCUUUUUCCAAAUAAGCGUGCUCCUUUUGUCUCUGAUACGGUGCUAUUUUAUGGAAGGCUGUGCCCAUUCAAAAGACCAAAAGACAGAACUAGUGGAAUUUGGAUCCUGAAGUUCUCCAUUACAUGAUAACUAAGGGCUUAAAGUGCUUUUCAUCCGCUGCUAAUGCAUUAUAUGAAGACUAGCUGAUAACAGCUAAUUAAAUAAGCUGCUUCAAGGAGGAGAAGGGGGUGAGAGUAGGCAGAAAAUGCAUGGAUAUCAUUUCAAUGACUUGGAAACAUUUUGAGGACCAUACUAAUGAUUUGUCUGCAACAAACGUGUGUCCAACUCUGUUUCUAUUAAGUGGGAGCAACUGCUUCUUCCUCAGGUUGUAUGUCAAGUGUGAAUAACCUCAGUUGGAGAGUCAGCAAAUAUACAUGGGCCAAGAGCAGCCAUUCACAGGUUCUUCCUUGUACAGAACCAGUCAUAGCUAUUGUUGUAAAAGCAUUUGCGAGUCUCCCCAUCAUAGAGAAACUAAGAAAUGGGUAGCAAAAUAUGUAGCAAAAGAUCACAGGAUAUAUAGAAGAUGGCUUGGAGAUGAAUAAUUUGAGGUUGCCAAUAAAAGUACCAAGUCUUAGAGUCAAAAGUAUCCUCCAAGUGGCAUUGGGAAGGUCCAAAUAAAGACUGUUUCUCCAAAAAUAUGUUUAUAUCAAGUGUCCCUACGAAAAAAUCCUGCUUAUUAAAUGCCAGUUGGAAAAUACUUUCCUUUUUUUCCUAAGAAAAUGAAUUGUGUAUUUAAUCCUUUUUUAAUUUGCUAGUUCUUAUAAAUAAAUUUUGCUUAUUUAAACAAAUUUAUUUAUUUAAUUUCAUUUAUAAACCGCCCAUAGCCAAUGGCUCCCUGGGCAGUGUACAACAUACAAUGAACUCCCCCUUCCCAAAUGUCCAUCCUAGUUUCAUAUGUAAGAUUGGGACUUACUCAACUGAAAUUUACAGAGAAAGUUAAUUCUCAUUUGCACUUUACAUGGGAGAGGGAUACUUUCAAUAGGGAAGUUUUCUAAUUUUUAAUAUGUGUAUGGUGAAAGGAAAAUAUUCUUGAGGUAAAUGUACUCAUUUUAUC
Rhineura floridana is the source of this 3423-nucleotide messenger RNA. It is a transcript of the gene ZDHHC11, whose product is annotated as zinc finger DHHC-type containing 11. Gene Ontology annotation, molecular function: protein-cysteine S-palmitoyltransferase activity. Gene Ontology annotation, biological process: peptidyl-L-cysteine S-palmitoylation; protein targeting to membrane. The coding region runs from base 1184 to 2149 and encodes 321 amino acids. Gene Ontology annotation, cellular component: endoplasmic reticulum; Golgi apparatus. The transcript has 9 exons. NCBI's taxonomy places the organism in Eukaryota, Metazoa, Chordata, Lepidosauria, Squamata, Rhineuridae. The record is from RefSeq and is a predicted model, not a curated record.